Molecule: messenger RNA, 2454 nt
Organism: Rangifer tarandus platyrhynchus (Svalbard reindeer)
Lineage: Eukaryota; Metazoa; Chordata; Mammalia; Artiodactyla; Cervidae
Source: the annotation of a GenBank genome assembly
AUGGACUUUUCCAAGGGUGUUGGAGCAGCAGCUGACAGUGAGAAAUCAGAGAUUGAUACUCUCAGAGGAAACUACAGUCAGCAAAUUUCUAUUAGUCAUGACAACUUCAAAAUUUUAAAAAAUAAUGAGAGUCUGCUGUGUGAAGUCCUCCAGAAUAAAUUUGACUGUAACUUUACCCUGGUGUCUCCGGCCCGGGAGGGUAACAAUGAGUCUCUACGAGUCUUCAGAAAAAUGCUGACUCCCAGGGUAGAGUUAUCUGUCUGGAAGGACGACCUUACCAGACAUGCUGUUGAUGCUGUGGUGAAUGCAGCCAAUGAAGAACUCCUGCAUGGAGGGGGCCUGGCCCAGGCCCUUGUGAAAGCUGGCGGCUUUGAAAUCCAAGAGGAGAGCAGAUCAUUGGUUUCCAAAUACGGCAGAAUUCCAACUGGUGAGAUAGUUACCACAGGAGCAGGGAAGCUUCCCUGCCGAUACAUUAUCCAUGCUGUUGGGCCUCGGUGGGCAUUGAUGGAUAGCCAGGAAUGUAUUGAUAAACUGCAAAGAGCCAUUAUGAAUAUUUUGUAUUUUGUCAACAGUAAAAAUUCUAUGAACAUUGAGACAGUAGCAAUUCCAGCCCUGAGCUCUGGGAUUUUCCAGUUCCCUCUGGAUCUGUGUACAGAGAUCAUUGUGCAAACUAUUAAGUUUUAUUUCCAAAGUGUGCCAAUAAUCAGUAAUUUGAGAGAAAUUCAUCUGGUAAGCAAUGAGGACCCUACUGUUGCUGCCUUUAAACUUGCUUCAGAAGUCAACCUAGGAAGGAAUGAGCUGGAAUCCUGGGUAAGUCAAGGAGCCACCCAGCCUUUCAAUACUAUGGUUGUGAAUAACAUGACUCUUCAGAUUGUCCAAGGCCUCAUUGAAAGGCAGGAGACAGAUGUAAUUGUUAAUUCUGUGUACUCCUGUAAUAGUCUUAGUGCUGGGGCUGUGUCAAAAUCAAUUCUAAAAGCAGCCGGAGAUGAAAUAGAGCGGGAAUUAUACCAAAAUAUAACUAAGACACCACUAGAUUCCCCGUUGGUACUGGUCACAAGAGGAUUUAAAUUGUCUUGCAAAUACAUAUACCAUGUGUUAUGGACUUCAGGAUAUCCUGAACAAAAACUGACAUUGAAAGCUGCGAUGAAGAAAUGCCUGGAAAAAUGCCUUGAACUAAAUAUAACUUCCAUUUCCUUUCCUGCCUUUGGGACUGGAAUCAUUGGAAUGAAGAAGAGUGAAACAGCAGAGAUUAUGUUUAAUGAAGUUUUAAUAUUUGCCAGACAAAAUUUGCAACAAUUAGCUGUAAAGUUUGUGAUUCUCCCUGAAGAAUUGGAGACAUAUAAGGCUUUCAGCACUGAAAUGGAAAAGAAUAAGUUCAAGCUGCAGGGUCCCAACAAUUACCCUGUCCCCCAGGAGACCAGAGAGAAGAAAGAAAACAGAUUUCCUGUCAUCAGUUUGAUGGGAUCCUACUGGGAAAAGAUAGAUGAGGCCCAAGCGUGGAUCCAGAGGAUACUGAGCCCCAAGGACUGCCACAUCAUUGAGGACAAGCACAUCCUCUACCUCGGAAAAAAGGAACACGAUAAUUUGUUUCAGCUUCAGGAAACCUUAUGCAUCUCUAUCUUAGAGAUUGUCAGCCUGGGAAAGGCACAUUUAGAGAUUAGAGGAGCUCAGGCUGACCUCAUUGAGGCAGUUAUGAAAAUUGAACAGAUGCUAUGUGAAGCUCAAGAGAAAAUGGCAAGAACAAAGGAGCGAGUCCUUUGGAGCUUGUCAGGGCAGCACACUGAUCAGCAACCAGAGAACCAGAAUCAAAUGAAGGAAAAUACAUUUCUGAAAUGGCUAACACUUUCAGCUCCAGAAAUUCAGGAUCAAAAAAAACAGUUUGAAGACUGUGGUUUGCGAGUUAUAAAGGUAGAGAAGAUAGACAAUGUGCUUCUCAUGGCUGCCUUCCAAGAAAGGAAGAAAAUGAUGGAAGGGAGAACCCCUGGAAAACCUGUGAGCUACAGGUUGUUUCAGCAAGUCCCACAUCAGUUCUGCAAAAUGGUAUGCAGAGUUGGCUUUCACCAAGUGUACUCCGUGCCCUGCGACCAAAUUUAUGGAGCUGGAAUAUACUUCACCAAGAACCUCAAAAACAUAGCACACAGGAUCAAGAAAACAUCUGCCACAGAUAAGCUAAUCUGUGUGUUUGAAGCUGAAGUACUCACAGGCUCCUUCUGCCAGGGUAAUCAGUUAAAUAUUGUUCCCCCACCAUUGCAUCCUGGAGCCAUAGAUAGCCAUGACAGUGUGGUUGACAAUGUUUCCAGCCCUGAAACCUUUGUCAUUUUUAGUAACACACAGGCUGUGCCCCAGUAUUUGUGGACUUGCAUCCAGGAUCAUGUACAGGGUUACUCAGGACAAAUGAUGCACUCUCCACAGCAGUCUUACAGGAUAUUUUCAAGUGGCAGCUCUGUUGAUUAA